GUGACUGACUUUAUCUAUAUUAAAAACUAGUUGGUGUGCUGUACCUUUGAGUACUAAAGACAUCUUCGUGUCAGGUCAGCAAAGGAUUCAACAAUGCUCGCUUUCUUGGUCUUUUCAGGCUGGCUUUGCUGCGCCUUCGCUCAGCUCCAUGGCGUGUGUUACACCAACGCACAGCUGUUAAGGGAAGAAGAGGUGGUUGCUUUGGUGUCGGAUAUUGUGGACCGCAACGAGGACAACAUCAUCACCACUGCAGAAGUUGUCGUAGGAUUUGCUGACAUCUUAGGGUACCAGUUUCAGACAUCCGAAGCCCUCAUUUUGCUCAUGAACAGAGAUCAGCUGCUGGUACUAGCUGCGGAACUGGGCAUCAUCAUCACCAGGGAGAACUUUGUUCAGAAAUGGCAAGAGAGAUUUGGUGAUUCGGUUGCUUUCAUCCGGGCAACCUUCGACGCUUACGACGAGAACAAAGAUGGACAACUGAGCGUGCUGGAGCUGGAAUACAUUCUCAAACAUGUCGUGGAGACUGUAGAUAACGGAGAUGGAAUCAUCAGUGCCAGAGAGUUUAGAGAGUAUUUACUUUUCGUAUACAAGAACUGCUAACCUCUGGAGAAGAUAUAAAAGAAAGGACAAACUUCAUCCAAAUGAUCCGGAUAUUUAUAUGUGUACAAACACGAAUGGUAAGGAAAUAAAAAUACAAACAACGAG
Pomacea canaliculata is the source of this 702-nucleotide messenger RNA. RefSeq lists its product as uncharacterized. The record is from RefSeq and is a predicted model, not a curated record. The transcript has 6 exons. NCBI's taxonomy places the organism in Eukaryota, Metazoa, Mollusca, Gastropoda, Architaenioglossa, Ampullariidae. The coding region runs from base 94 to 597 and encodes 167 amino acids. Gene Ontology annotation, molecular function: calcium ion binding.